AUGGUAAGCCCCCAGCAUAAUUUAGAAUGCGGAAUCAAAGAUUGCGACAGAAAUUGUCAAUUUUACUGCAAUCCCUGCCAUCAGCGGAUGUGUGAACAAUGCAGUGAUGAAUUUCUGGAAAGUCUAGAAUACAAGAACCAUGAGGUGAAUAUAAAAACCAUGAGGUGGUUUUUUUUUUAUAUCAAAAACUACAACGAGAAAUGCGAAAUCCACCCCACUAAAGAUAUAGACAUGCUCUGUGAUGAAUACCAAGUUCUAUUAUGCUCCAUAUGUGCAACACAGGGAAAUCAUAAGGGGCACGAAUUCAUUGAUUUAGAGACAAUUUAUGGAGAUAAGGCACUUUGCUUUGAGAAAAUCUGCAAAGUCCAGGGGUAUUUUCUUCCGACACCUCAAGAUUUACAAAAAGAAAUAAAAGGUGAUGUCACAAAAAUAAAGAUGAUCAUGGACAGCAUAAGAACAGCCAUGAGGGCUGAUGGAGAGUCUCUCAAAAACAUGGUGGACACAGUGGUGUAA
Messenger RNA from Ostrea edulis (European flat oyster), 513 nucleotides. RefSeq names its product tripartite motif-containing protein 43C-like. NCBI's taxonomy places the organism in Eukaryota, Metazoa, Mollusca, Bivalvia, Ostreida, Ostreidae. The record is from RefSeq and is a predicted model, not a curated record. Gene Ontology annotation, molecular function: zinc ion binding.